Papilio xuthus (Asian swallowtail) is the source of this 1804-nucleotide messenger RNA. Its product is annotated as acetylcholinesterase. The transcript has 5 exons. The record is from RefSeq and is a predicted model, not a curated record. Lineage: Eukaryota; Metazoa; Arthropoda; Insecta; Lepidoptera; Papilionidae. Bases 47 to 1804 code for a protein of 585 amino acids.
GUGAGAAAUAAAACCAUUGAAUAAAUUAAAUCAGUGAAUAGUGAAAAUGAUUUGUGCUAUAGUGUUGGUAUUAUUCGUUUCCGAAGUUCUAUCAGCUAGAGAACCAAAACAAGUUAUGAUAGCCAACCAAGGAAUGAUAUCAGGGAUGUAUAUCACUCGGUUUCGUACCAAAAGGAUAGCAGCAUACGUCGGAAUACCAUACGCCCAGCCGCCAAUAGAUUACAGAAGAUUUACUCCACCAGAAUACACCGAUUUACCCCAAUGGGAAGGUGUAAGGAAUGCCACUGUUUAUGCACCUGAUUGUAUGCAAAGAGAUCCUAAGAAAGAAGAUGUACAGAAUCCUUUAAAUAAACAUGAUGAGUUGUUUAUGAAACUUUUGGAAUCUCAGAUGGAGGAGCCUAGACAAAAGGAAUAUUCAGAAGAUUGUCUUUACCUAAAUGUUUAUAUUCCAGAUGAUUUAAAAGUUGAGGGAUAUCCAACGAUGGUGUGGUUUCACGGCGGAGACUUCAUACGAGGCAGCCCUAAUUCACUUAAUCCUUUCCAACUUGUAUUAAAACAAAAGGUGAUUUUUAUAUCUGUCGCCUAUCUAUUCGGUCACGAUGCUGGUGCUGUUAGUGUGGGCUUACAUUUAUUAUCAUCAUAUUCUUCUGGAUUAUUCCAAAAAGCGAUAGCCAUGAGUGGUAAUGUGCUGUCACCAGAAACUGUGAACAUUGCUAGGAAAGAAAUAACAACGGUAGAUAAAGUAGCUAACGCUUUUAGUUGCUUUAGGAAACCAACAUUCCAACUUCUAGAUUGUCUAAGAAGAGUGAAUCAUCAAGCACUUCUUGAUAUUGGAGAACCGAUAUCAGCUUGGAAGCCAAUAGUUGAUAUGAAUUUUAAUAAUAUAUCGCAACCUUUUUUACCAGAUUUACCAAGUCGGUUAUUUAAAGAUGAAAUUUUCACACCAGUUCCUGUUUUAACGGGAUUUACAAAUAUGGAAGAUGCUCUUUUAUUGGAAAAAGAUAAUUCUGAUUCAGGAAUUAGUCAACGUGAAUUUGAUAUUAUGCGUGAAGAAAUAAUUCUCUCUGAUAUCACCGUUGAUAAUAGCUCGUGUUUUACAAAUCAACAUCAUAUUCAAGAUGCAGUAGCUUUCUUUUACAAACCAAUACCUCCUACAUCUAAUGAAACUGUUCUAAGGAAGCUCUUUUUAGAUUUUUAUACUGAUAAAGUUCAUGGAGCAACAACAUAUCAAUUGGCACAAUUUAUAAGUAAGCACGCUCCAGUGUACCUUUAUAGAUUUGAUUUAAAACCUUUUUCUGAUAUAGCAAAUGAAGGUAUACCAGAUUGGAUUGCAGUUCCGCACAAUUUUGAUUUAAUCUUUGCCUUUGGUUUACCUCAUUUAGCAUUACCUGAAGAUUUAUCGAAAUGGGACUACAGAGAUAAAAGUAUAUCAGAUGUCAUUAUGAAAAUGUGGAGCAAUUUUGCAUGGUAUUCUAAUCCAACGAACUCUGGUGUUAUUAUUCAAUGGGACGCAUUUGAAAUAGAGAAACCUGGAUUUUUUAUUAUAGAUAGACAGAAUUUCACAAUGAGUACGACUGCAAAUGUUAAUUAUAAAGCUUUCGAAUUCUGGACAGAUUUUUAUCCGAAAGUAGUGGAAAUAGGUACCAAAUGUUGCAAGGAAGUUAUCGAUGAUAAUGGUUCAGAUUCGACGAAGAAUUCGAAACGUAUAACUCAAGAAGGGCUGAAAUCAAAAGACCCGAAACAGAUGGGGAUACGUGGGUGUAAAAAUCUAGAAGAAGCAAGAAAGAUGUACUAUCACCAAUAG